Molecule: messenger RNA, 318 nt
Organism: Ixodes scapularis (black-legged tick)
Lineage: Eukaryota; Metazoa; Arthropoda; Arachnida; Ixodida; Ixodidae
Product: piggyBac transposable element-derived protein 2-like
Exons: 1
Coding region: 1-318 (105 amino acids)
Source: RefSeq, a predicted model, not a curated record
AUGACUGUAGUCGCAGGAUGGAUCCUUCACUGCGAACUUCACAAGGGCUCAGAUGCCACCAUGACGCACCUAGCUUUCAGCAGGAACGUCGCCAUGUCCCUGCUCUACCUGAAGCAGAAACUCGCCCUGCGGCCUGGACCUCGGGUUCGUCUCAGCAUCGCGGAAAGGAAGACUGACGGUCACUACAUUGUCUCAGCUACACAAGGAAGGUGCGCGGAGUGCAAAAAACAAAAACAAAAGGAAAACACUACCAACAAAUGCCACCAGUGCGAAAAAAGGCUGCACAAGAAUUGCUUUGCAGCUUACCACGGCUUGUGA